AUGAUUAAUUUUCCUAUUUUCGAUGAAAAUUUGAGCGAAGAGUUUGUUGAUGAAAAUGUAUCUGCCUCUUCAGUAAACACCUCUCCAAAUUUGGAGAAGAAUAUGACUGGAAGCCAAUUCCAUAUUAGUAAUAAAAUGACUCUCAAGCUCAAAGCUCAAUCAUGAUUAAAAGCCAAUACUAGGAGUUUGCUUCCAUCUAUGAAAGAUGCUGUCCUAGGACCUAAGAAGUGUCCUAUUUUCAAAAAGUAUAACAGACCAAGGAGGAUAACCAAGAAAAAGACUGAAGCAAAAGGAUCACCUCAACAGGCAACUAAAGUCGAAAAUUUAUUCAAGAGUGUUUCUGAGUUGAAAGGUUAUGUGAGAAAAUCAAAUGUUUGAACCCAAGAUUUCUCCAAUAACUUCAAAAGGGCAGUGACCAUGAGCGAUAUCAAUGCUCCUGGCUGCUUUGAAGCAUAA
Messenger RNA from Moneuplotes crassus, 456 nucleotides. The record is from the annotation of a GenBank genome assembly. NCBI's taxonomy places the organism in Eukaryota, Ciliophora, Spirotrichea, Euplotida, Euplotidae.